AGGUGGUAUUGUGAAGCAUCUUGUAACUCUGAUUUUGAAAGGUGCUAUUGACAUAAGUUUAUUAUUUUCUCAUGCUACUCAAAGCUCCUCCAGAGCCACAGGGAACAUUAUGCAACUGUAUUCACAGGAAGGGUUCUUCUUCAAUGAGUAACCUGAUCGUCGUGUAUAAAAUCAGUUCAAUGUGUGCAUGUACUGUAUUUACAUAAGAUUACUAAUGAUGUACAACAAGCUUAAAAAUGCUGCAAAUGAUCCUCUCAUCUACGCAUCCAACCCUGUGUGUCCUUUAUCUGUCUUUUCCCUUUAAGCGUACUUAAUCUUAUAUUUUUUUUGCAUGUGUAUUUUGCUUAGUUUAGUUUUUUUUAAGACACCUCCCUCCCACUAAUGUCUAACCCUACUGGACUUAUCACAGGAAUCAACCAGACAGACCAGGUUGAAUCUAGUGCAGCGUUUGGUCACGCGCGUCAUGAACGUGAUGGUCUUGCUCUAAUAACGUGAAUGGACAACCAAAGUCUAGUGGUGAAUAACUUCACCCUUAUAUAAGAUGGUCCUCUCCUGCUGCUCUGCAGACAGGAUCAAUGGAGCCAGCACAGAAAAUGGACAAUGCACCAAGAAAGCUGCAGUACUGGAGGCUUUAUCUGCUGGCGUUGGUGUUGGGUAUUGGGGGGUCGUUUCAGUACGGGUUUCAAGUUUCUGUCAUCGCUUCUCCAGCAGUGCAUGUUCAGAGUUUCGUGAACCACACCUGGUUGUGGAGGUAUGGAGCUCCAGUAGAUGAGUCCAGCAACCAGCUCAUCUGGUCCUUCAUCGUGGCAGUGUUGAGUCUCGGAGCCUGGGCCGGGGCUGUUCACAGCGGCAGCCUUCCCGUCACCCACGGCCGGAAAAAAGCUCUCUUGAUCAACAACGUUGUGGCGAUGGUCGCUGCUCUUCUCAUGCUCUUCAGUCGCAUGGCCAAAUCUUUUGAGAUGAUCCUACUGGGAAGAUUUCUCUAUGGAUAUAAUGUUGGUCUUGGCUUGAGCGUACACCUCAUGUAUCUCGGGGAGAGUUCUCCAAAGAAACUCAGAGGUUUCAUGACUCUCACAGGCUCAAUCUUCAUCGGAUUUGGAAAGAUCAUGGGUCAAAUAAUUGGCAUCAAGGAGCUGAUGGGAACAGAGGAAAUGUGGCCAUAUCUCUUAGCUCUUAGUGGUGUUCCUGCCGUCCUGCAGUUUGUGACGCUGCUUUUCUUCCCUGAGGCACCUCGAUACCUUUACAUCGACAGAGGAGACACUGAAGGCUGCAAAAAAGCCUUGCAGUGGCUGUGGCAGGAGGAGAACUUGAAGCAGGAGCUGGACGACAUGCAGAAAGAGAGAGAGAGUACACAGGGCGAGCAGGCCAAGACUGUGAAGGACGUGCUCACCUCUCGCAGUGUGAGGUGGCAGCUACUGACUCUGGUCAUCCCCUGUGCUGGUGUUCAGCUCUGCGGCAUCAACGCUCUGUAUUUCUACGCCUUUGACAUCUUCAAAGAGUCUGGAGUGCAUGAAAGCCAGAUGCAUUACUUGGCCAUUGGUAUUGGAGCAACUGAGCUCAUCACCGUAUCACUGUGUUCUUUCUUGAUAGAUCGUGCCGGCAGAAAGAAGCUGAUGGGCUACGGCUAUCUAAUGAUGGGUGUCACCAUGGUUGCACUUACUGUCAUGCUGUCCAUCAAGCAUCUGAAUUCAUGGAUCCCGUAUGUGAACAUCGGCCUGAUCUUUUGUGUCAUCUGCAUGUAUGGAAUUGGACCUUCUGGGGUGUCUAUGGCUCUUCCUGCUGACCUCUUCCUACAAGCAUGGCGUCCUUCUGCGUAUGUGAUCAGUGGGACAAUCAACUGGCUCUGCAUGUUCCUUGUGGGGAUGUUGUUCGGCUACAUUGUGGAUGGACUCGGCCAGUUCUGCUUCCUGAUUUUCGUGGUCUACACCAUUUUCAGUGCAGCAUUUCUGUUAUAUUUUAUCCCAGAGACCAAAGGAAAGACAAUGGUAGAGAUUAUGGAGGACUUCAACAAACUGAAUUACAAGAACAAGGGCGCUGACAUUGAAAGGACUGACAUUGAAAGGACUGACAUUGAAAGGACUGACAUUGCUCUUGCAACUAAAUUGUAACUUGUUUUUUUUUUAUAGUGUAUUUAUCAUCUGUGGCAUUUUUUGCAUCAACAUUUGAGUAUGAACUCCUCAGUUAAACACAAUAUACAACAAUGUCAUUUAUUGUGUGUCAUUCAACACAAACAUAAAUGUAUUUUAUUAUAUUAUAUUAUUUUAUUAUUAUUAUUAUUAUUAAUAUUAUUAUUAUUAUUACCUAUUAGUAUGACCAUCUAACAGAUUAUUAUAAAUAUUAAAACCAGAUUAGACACGCAGAGUGCUGACAAUAAGAAUGUGAAGUCUGUAAAUGUAUAAACAUUUGCAUCUGUAUACUGUCUCGUUUAGUAGUUAUCUGCUUAAAAUGUGGCAAAUACAGUAUGUAUGAAAUUAUCUAAUUAGCUUUUUGUUCUGGUUGUUUGCUUUAUCUGCUCUCCUGUCUUCUUAGGUGGGCAAUUACAGUUCUAAGCUUACAAAAAAUGCUAUUUUCUACUGUAAAUAAUACAAUUUGACCACUUUAUUCAUUUUAAUCAACAUGAAACAAAGCCUAACUAAAACAAAAAGGGUUUAAUAUAUUGAUUUAAUGUGGAAGCAAAUACUGUGGAAUAAAUAUUCAUAUGUAGUCUUUUCAUACAAUUCAUUUCAACUUCCAGCUUUGACAGUAUUACAGUUUAGCCUCCAGUUUUCUAGCAAUGUCUUUCAGGUCUCCUCUCUUAGUUUCUCUAGGUUAUGAAGUUCAGCUUCCAAUGCUGCCAGUGUUACAUUUCAGCUCAGAAGAUUGUGUGGAAAAUAUUUAUAUUGGAGGUUCUAAAAUACUGAAAGAUAAGUUCUCCAACAGAACUAUUAGGAACACACUCAGUUAUGUUUCUGUCCCUUCAUAGAUGUUUUUGGUCUUCCUUAUCUGAUGAUAGUGGGAGAACGCUUGGAAAAUGUGUGAUGAAUACUGUAUUAAUAAAAAACUUAAGGAAGUGUCUUUCAAGAUAUUACAUAGAAUUUCUCCAGUAAAACUUGUGUUAGAAGAUUCAAGCUGGAUAUUGAUUAUUGAUAACUCUCUAUAUAGAAGAGAGUAUUUCCCAUCUAUUUUUUCACUGUACAUCUUACAAGAAUGUUCUGUAGCCAACUUUCUACAAAAGAAACUUAAGAUGAAUGUUGAAAUAAAUACUGUAUGUUUGAUGUAAUGCUAUAUUUUAAUCAAGAUAAGAUUGAAAAUAACAUGCUGUAUAUAAUACAAUUAUUUAUUAUUUUGGGAAAAUUUCAUUCAUAAGACAAAAUGGCCAGGAACCAAGCCAACUUCCUGCAUUUUAUUAAUGAAUUUAAACAGUAUAGCACCAUCAUACCACAUAUUAAAAACAAAAAAGCCAGUAAGACUUAUAAAUUAUUAAAUGAUUAUAAUAUGUUUAUAACAUAAACACAAACCCUGGCAUUAUGAAAUAUAUAUGUCACUGUUUUUGUCUUCUUUUUUGUUCAACUGUCUCUGUAUCUGUACCUCUGUUAAUGAACAUGAGUUCAAUAAAGAAAGCAUUAGGUUUUCCAGCAUUGCAUUUGAGUUUUCACAUUUUUCAGGCAAUUCAUUUCAGAUUUCUGCAUUUUCAGCAAUGCUUUGCAAUUUAUUUCAGCUUUCAGCAUUCACACACCUUUUUUGGGAGGUUUCAGUUUUUUGCUUAACUUAAGGCAACAAGAGAGCCCUUCAACCGUCCCAUUGACUGCCGUGUCUUUUUACCUCUCAUACUGUCGAGAAAAAACACACAUGUGGGGACUUUUGAAACUGCCAAUUCUCUUUUACUUGAUCUACACAAAUGAAAUAUCAACACCUUCAGCAAAGUCUGUCAAAGUGAAAAACUUUCAGUGACUUACUGUAUGGUUUUUGUGUCACCUCAGCAGGUCUCUCUGUGAGUUAUCAGCAUGUUCAGGUCCCACAUACACAAACACAGAGGAUUGUCAUUUGGCUGAUUACCUGCAGCAGUUUGUGCCUGUUUCUCAUUGGUCUUUCUGACAGUUACGACCUCUCUCUCCUUUUUAAAGGUUCUAUUGAUAACAUUGAUAACAUUGAUAACAUUCAGCCACUAGAA
Messenger RNA from Sebastes umbrosus (honeycomb rockfish), 4150 nucleotides. Its product is annotated as solute carrier family 2, facilitated glucose transporter member 11-like. The transcript has 12 exons. Gene Ontology annotation, biological process: monosaccharide transmembrane transport. Gene Ontology annotation, cellular component: membrane. Bases 576 to 2108 code for a protein of 510 amino acids. Gene Ontology annotation, molecular function: hexose transmembrane transporter activity. The record is from RefSeq and is a predicted model, not a curated record. Lineage: Eukaryota; Metazoa; Chordata; Actinopteri; Perciformes; Sebastidae.